AUGAGCUUGAAAGAAGUAUUCGAACAACAUCCAUGGAGGUCAUUUAAGAAAUUCAAUGAAGCUGCAAAGAGUUGGGGAUUUACUAACAGAGCUGAAGUGAAAAGGUUCUUUGACAAAAAUGUUGUACAUCAAACAAAAAUAAACCCUUACGACUACUUUUUACCAAUUUACUCCAACACUCCUGACGCAUACCAAUUUGACACUCUCGUUCAGAGUAAGAAAGGAGGACAUAAACCAUUCCUCAUCUUCAUUAAUGUUAACACUCGUAAAGCAUAUGCAUAUCCAAUGAAAAAUAAAGGAACUCGUGAAGUGUUAAGAGUUUUACAAAAGUUUGUAGCAGAACAUAGCCCAAGUACUUUAACAUCAGACCAAGACAGUGCAUAUCUCAGCAAUGAAAUCACAGAUUUUCUCAUUAAGCAUAACAUAACUCACUACACUACUGAAGACCAUAACCAUAACAUACUCGGCAUCAUAAACCGCUUCAUAAGAACGCUCAGAGAUUUAAAUCAAGAGCGAGACUUUACCGAAGAAACAAUGAAACAUUUUCUCGAAGUAUAUAAUUCCUCAACACAUUCUACAACAGGACAUACACCAAAUUCAAUGACACAACAACAAGAAGAAAA
This is a messenger RNA of Trichomonas vaginalis G3, 623 nucleotides long. Its product is annotated as integrase core domain containing protein family. NCBI's taxonomy places the organism in Eukaryota, Parabasalia, Trichomonadida, Trichomonadidae. The annotation marks the transcript as partial. Gene Ontology annotation, molecular function: nucleic acid binding. The record is from RefSeq and is a predicted model, not a curated record. Gene Ontology annotation, biological process: DNA integration. The transcript has a single exon.